CUCAAAUGUGUUGCAGUUUGUCACAUUGUGCUUUUUAGCUGCGUCUCUGCCAUUAUUACUCGUUAAUGCAAAAACAAAAACUCCCGCGAGGCAUUUGAUCGCAGUUUGACACAGUUCAACAACGUCUUCUUGACAGAACUCACGAGCUACAGAGACGAUGGAGUUAGUUUUUCUGCUCGUCUUCUUUCCUGUCACACAUUCAGUGAAACACUCCCUGACAUUUUUCAUCACUGAAUCCUCUGGACUCCAAACCUUCCCAGAGUUUGUGGUUUUCUCAGAGAUGGAUGGAGUGCAUCUGUCUUACUGUGACAGUAACAAAAAGAAACCUGACCUCAGACAGGUCUGGGUCAAAAAAUUAGUAGAAGAUGAUCCUGAAUCCUUUAUAUGGUUCACUCAGGGCUGUGCUGUUUACCAGCGGAGGCUGAAAUUCGAAAGUGACAGUUUGAAGCAGCAUGUAAACCAAACUGGAGGUCAACACAUUUUCCAGUGGAUGCUUGGCUGUGAAUGGGAUGAAGAGACUGGAGAGGUUGAUGGUUAUAGAAACAGCAGCUGUGAUGGAGAAGACUUCAUAACAUUUGACCUGAAGACAGAGACAUGGAUCAUUUUAACACCACAAGCUCUCAUCACUAAAACAGAGUGGGACAGAAAUCAAAUGUACAACAGAUUAUUGAAGGAUUAUCUCACCAUAACCUGCCCAGACUGGCUGAAGAAGGUGGUGAACUAUGGGAGGAGCUCUCUGCAGAAAACAGAGCUUCCCUCAGUGUCUCUCCUCCAGAAGACUCCCUCCUCUCCAGUCAGCUGCCACGCUACAGGUUUCUACCCUGACAGAGCCAUGAUGUUCUGGAGGAAAGAUGGAGAGGAGCUUCAUGAGGACGUGGACCGAGGAGAGAUCCUCCCCAACCAUGAUGGAACCUUCCAGAUGAGAGCUGACCUGAACAUUUCAUCAGUCUCACCUGAAGACUGGAGGAGGUACGACUGUGUGUUUCAGCUCUCUGGAGUGAAGGAGGACAUCAUCACCAAACUGGACCAAGCAGAGAUCAGGACCAACUGGGGGAAAACUGGACUCAGAUCAGAUGUUCCUCCCUCAGAGUUUCCUGCUGCUGCUGUCAUUGGAGUUGUUGUAGGACUGCUGCUCCUGCUGCUCUGCAUCUCUGGACUCUUCAUCUGGAGAAGGAACAAUAAUGGCUUCAGACGUGCAAACACUUCAGACUCUUCACCUCCAGAUGCAUUCCUCUCACAGUGAGUUUUCAAGAAUGAACUGAUUAGACUUUGGAGGUCAAAGGUCAAAGGUCACUGUGACCUCACAAAACAUUUUUAUUGAGUGUAACAUCUCAGGAUCACCUUGAGGAAAUUCACUUGGAGUCCAGGUGUUAAUUCCAGUUUGGAUCAGUAACAGAUAUCUGCACUGCAGGAUUAAUAUUCACUGUAAACUCUUAAGUUUUAAUUAAAGGUUAUCAAAGAAGAUUAGAUGAGGGAAGUGAACUCCAGUGAAAUGAAUCUGGUAUUAAUUCAUUAAUUCACAGUGUAAUGUCCAUUUAUUGUGGUUAAAUCUCUGUAAUAAUGUAGAAAUGAUGUCUGAUCUGUGAAUUAGACCAAAGCACUUUUUUUAUUCCUCCAUGAGGUGACAGCUGUGACCGGAGGCAUUGUGUUUUCAGGUUGUCU
Lates calcarifer (barramundi perch) is the source of this 1662-nucleotide messenger RNA. RefSeq names its product major histocompatibility complex class I-related gene protein. Gene Ontology annotation, biological process: immune response. The record is from RefSeq and is a predicted model, not a curated record. Gene Ontology annotation, cellular component: external side of plasma membrane. The coding region runs from base 158 to 1243 and encodes 361 amino acids. NCBI's taxonomy places the organism in Eukaryota, Metazoa, Chordata, Actinopteri, Centropomidae. The transcript has 7 exons.